UCAAUCAUUUUGAUUCUUCCUCUAUGAUUGACAAAGCAAAAUGUUCCAUCCAAAUCACAAAAAUUACCACCACCAUCAAAUUCAUCAACCCAUAUCUGUUCAUCCAUCCCGAUAAGGAAGAGGCAUCACAUUGGGCCUACUCAUCUCCUCGUGUUUACGCCUGUAGUCAAUCCCUCCCUUGAAGAUUCCCAGCGUCUUCGUGUCACCACCUAACUCCACCACCCCCAGCAGCUGAGUGUUACAGCUGACCUGCCCAAUUUUCGAUUUUCACCACCCAACCAACCCCUUCUGCCCCUCAACCCCACCGCCAACCACUCGUUUCUGCUCCUCUGGAUUCCCUUCUCUGCUAAUUUUUUCUUCCAACAAUCUUGGCGGCUUUUCAUCAAACUCCAACAAUCUUGGCGGCUUUUCAUCAAACGCCUGAUGGACAAUUCAAGUUCACCAUCAAUUGCACCAAUUUCGCCAUCCCGCCAUCAAACCCAUCCUAAACCCCUGGACAUGUCUAACGCCUCCAUGAUCUCGGCAAUUCUAGAGGACCCCACCAACUCCUCCCUUUUCGAUUGGUCCGAUUUUCUGGACUUCAACAUCGACGUCGAGCCUUUUGCGUCUGCUCCUUUUGCCGCCGAUCAACAACAGCAGGAGGGACCCGUCUCGCCCUCGGAUUCGGAUCAAGUUUCACCUCUGGCGGAGGAUCCGGGGCGGGUUAGGAAGAGGGACCCGAGGCUGGUUUGCUCGAAUUUCUUGGCGGGUCGGGUUCCCUGUGCUUGCCCGGAGUUAGAUGAGAAGUUGGAGCUGGAAGAGGUGACGGCCCUUGGCGAGCCGGGCAAAAAGAGACCCCGGACCGUCAGGGUUCCGGCAGGGUCUAAUGCCCGCUGCCAAGUGACGGGGUGUGGAGCUGAUAUCAGUGAACUUAAAGGAUAUCAUAAGCGGCACCGGGUUUGUUUGCAGUGCGCCAAUGCUGGUGCUGUAGUUCUUGAUGGGCAGAGUAAGAGAUAUUGUCAACAGUGUGGCAAGUUUCAUAUUUUAUCUGAUUUUGAUGAGGGCAAGCGUAGCUGUAGAAGGAAAUUAGAGCGUCACAAUAAUAGACGACGAAGGAAACCCAAUGAUCCUAAAGGCACUGUUGAAACGGAACAUCAGCAGACCACUGUGGCCGAAGAUGUUAGCGGUGAUGAUGAUGCAGGAAAAGAUGGCAUUUGCUUGAGUAGUGAAAAUGCAGAGAAGGAAACAUUGUUGGAAUCUGAAGGGCAACAGUCAACACUCUGCUCAGCUCAUGAUUCACAAAAUAUUCAGAACAAUAGCAUUGUAACUUCUGGUUCUUAUGGUGACACCCAGAUCUACGGAGAGAAAGAAAAUCCUAAAUACAGUCGCUCCCCGUCUUUCUGUGACAACAAAAAUGCAUUUUCUUCUGUGUGUCCUACUGGUCGCAUCUCUUUCAAGCUUUAUGAUUGGAAUCCUGCAGAAUUUCCUCGACGACUCCGGCACCAAAUAUUUCAAUGGUUAGCUAGCAUGCCUGUUGAAUUGGAGGGAUACAUCCGCCCUGGCUGUACAAUAUUGACAGUGUUCAUUGCAAUGCCCAAGUUUAUGUGGGUUAAGUUAUCCGAGAAGCCAGCUGAGUGCUUGCACAACUUGGUUCUCUCUCCUGGAAGCAUGCUAUCUGGCCGGGACACUUUUCAUAUUUAUCUUAACAACAUGAUAUUCCGUGUGAUAAAAGGUGGAAGUUCUCUCUUCAAAGUUAAGGUUAAUGAGCAGGCUCCAAAGCUCCAUCAUGUUCAUCCUACAUGCUUUGAGGCUGGAAAGCCAAUGGAGUUUGUUGCCUGUGGAAGUAACCUUCUUCCGUCUAAACUUCGGUUCCUUGUAUCUUUCACGGGAAAAUAUCUAGCCCAUGAUCUUUGUGUUUCAUCAUCAUGCGGUAAGACUGAAGGGGAUGCUGGUAGCCUAAACCAUCAUUCAUUCAAGAUAUCUGUUCCUCAAACAGAACCUGGAAUCUUUGGCCCUGCAUUUGUUGAGGUUGAGAAUGAAUUUGGCCUUUCGAAUUUUAUUCCUGUCCUUAUCGGCGACAAAGAAAUUUGUGCAGAAAUGAAUAUAAUGCAGCAAAGAUUUGCUGCUAAACCAUGUAUUAAAGGACUACAGCUUUCGGCUACUAGUUCAUGUGGAGUUUCUGACUUGAGACAAACAGAAUUUUCAGAAUUUAUUAUGGAUGUAGCAUGGUCACUGAAGAAGCCUGUCAUGAAAUCAUCUACGCCAUUUCUCACAUCUGUGCAGAUCAAAAGGUUUACUAAUCUUUUGAAUUUUCUAAUAGAAAAUGAGUCUACUGCCAUACUGGACAGAGUGGUGUAUUAUACGAGAGUUUUGAUCGACAAUAAUUUUGUUGCAACCAACAUCACUGAUGCUGAUAUGGAGCACUUGUGGAUGAAUUUGGACAAGGCAAGAGACAUACUUUAUCAGAAAUUGCAACGAAAUGAACAUCAAUUAAAUAAUUCAAGAAAGUUUUUGCUAGGGGAAAGGUCUUUCAAUCGAACCUCCCUGGAUCAUAUGUCAUCUGUUGCAACAUCAAACAGCCAGGGUGAGGAGGUAACAAGUAAGGCAAAGUUAACUGCUAGAGUGGACAUAUCUUCUCACGAGGGAGGAACAACGGUCCCUCUUCUGACCGGAGAGGUGGUCAUGAGAGUAAAUGUUAGUGAACGUCCGGGAAAAUCUUGCAGUCCUUUGUUGAUUAAAACGGGAUUUUCCUCUCGGCCUCUCAUUUUUGCUGUAACCGCUGCUACUGUGUGUAUUGGACUCUGUGCUGUCCUCUUCCACCCUGAGAAGGUUGGUGAAGUAGCCACGACUAUUCGGAAGUGUUUGGAACAGAAUUCGUAGUGUUGCAAGUUGCUCCAAUCCAGAGCAAGUGUACCGAAAUGUAGAUGGAAUGAUACCGCAAUGUACAGUAAAGAUUUAGGGAUUAAGGUGAUUAAUCACAAGGUGGUGAAUGUUAUAUUCUUGCUUUGAUGCUCGAAGUUGAGCUGGCUGUGGAAUAUGCAGCAUUUGUAUGGUUUUGGAUGCACCCGACAAGUUGAAAUAGUACUCAGGAUGGCAUGGAAACCGACGGUACAUGGUUUCAAUUGUUGGACGGAUUGUUUUCCCUUGAAAAGACAGCUGGGUGUAUCCAUGAUGCUCUUGUAUUUUGUUCUUAAACGUUGUACCAAUAGUAGAUUUCUCUUUUUUUCUGUAUCAAGUUUUGGUAGAAUAGAAAUGUUUAUGUUUUUACGGUCCUAGCUACUCAGUUCAUGACAUAAAAAUAAUUUCAAGUGUCACUUAAUAGUGUGUUCUUUA
Coffea eugenioides is the source of this 3312-nucleotide messenger RNA. RefSeq names its product squamosa promoter-binding-like protein 7. Gene Ontology annotation, cellular component: nucleus. The transcript has 10 exons. The coding region runs from base 424 to 2859 and encodes 811 amino acids. Gene Ontology annotation, molecular function: DNA binding. NCBI's taxonomy places the organism in Eukaryota, Viridiplantae, Streptophyta, Magnoliopsida, Gentianales, Rubiaceae. The record is from RefSeq and is a predicted model, not a curated record.